AUGCAGAACGAACAGCUAAACGAAUUUACUCCAGCAGAGCAUAUUCAUCAGAUUCGCUCAUAUUUCGAUAUCAUAGACAAUGCAGUUCAAAUUGGUGACACUAAUAGAAAAUAUUCUGACGCAAAGAUUCCAUCACAACCUGGAACUGCUAAAGAUAACACAUGGGUAACAUUCAAUCUCUCACCUCCUGGUGAAAAUAUGUUGGACCUUUACAAUACAUUCAUUACGUAUAAAAUGGAAGGUCAAUUUAUUGUAGAUAAAGAAAUUGGUUCAGGUUCCAAUAAAACAAACCCACCAGGAUUUUGGAUUGGUUUCGAUGACGCUUUCUAUGCAGUUGCUGGAUAUCAAAUCCUUGCAAAUGGUCGUAUCGUAUAUUCUCAAGACAACGCAAGAGAAGAAGCAUAUAUAACUUCAAACUCACAAACUACCGAACAAAUAAAGAAAGUAGAUGUUUUCUCAAAGACUCGACAUGAAGAUGUAUGGAGUCAUUCGGGAACAUGCAGAACAGGACAAAUUGUUAGUGGUCCAAUUACAGCAGGAAAAUCAUUUGAUUUUAAGCUUCGUUUAAGAAUUCCUGUUAGAAGAUUCCUUCCAUUAGAAGCUAUUCGAUUUAUUCCAGCUUUUGCAGGAAACAUUCAGCUUAAAGUAAAGUUCAGUAGCGACGCAUUACAAUGCACAUCUAUAUCU
Trichomonas vaginalis G3 is the source of this 687-nucleotide messenger RNA. RefSeq lists its product as uncharacterized. The annotation marks the transcript as partial. The record is from RefSeq and is a predicted model, not a curated record. The transcript has a single exon. Lineage: Eukaryota; Parabasalia; Trichomonadida; Trichomonadidae.